Molecule: messenger RNA, 842 nt
Organism: Danaus plexippus (monarch butterfly)
Lineage: Eukaryota; Metazoa; Arthropoda; Insecta; Lepidoptera; Nymphalidae
Exons: 1
Coding region: 48-623 (191 amino acids)
Source: RefSeq, a predicted model, not a curated record
GUUUUCAACUAAAUCCUGGUCAUUGCUACUUUACAAAACGUGUUGCCAUGUAUAGUCUUUGGUUUAUAAUUUGUGGAUUUCUAUUUAUUCAGUGCAGUUUUUGUCUGUCAGAACUAGAAGAAAGAUGUAUUAAGGAUUACCCCAAAAAUUUUGAAAAUGAAUUUUUGGUUGGAACUUGGUAUCACGUAGUUACUUUUAGUCUUUUUAUAAAUCCGUUACCAACGUCUCAGUGUUUUUAUUAUCAAGUAAGCAAAACAAAUCAAACGGAAAGAGACAGAUACAAAGAUGCAUACACUCUUGACAAUCCAUACUCCUUGGAUGACAACCCUUAUCAUGUGGUGAGGUCGACAGAAGAUCAUUUCGGUGUCAUUAUGGGCAAUAAGCAGACCAAGUUUUAUGUCUUCGAUCCAAAAUCUUUUUACUUCAAAAAGGAUUUGUAUAAAGUACAUAUUUUCGAAAGAACGAAAUUUGACGAGUUUAUUAUUUAUCAUGAAUGCAACAUGAGAGGUCACACUAAAUACUUAUGGUCACGAAAGAGACAACCCACUAAUGAAGAGGUGAAAGCUAUCAUAGACUCUGAUCCAGAUUUGAAAAACAAAGUUGCCAAAAGAUUCUGUUUUUAAAUAUAACAAGCAAUGAAUGAGUGUUGCAAAAAAAUCUUUAAUGUAAUUUUAUUUACAACCUGUAAUAACGCUAAUAACUACUGUGAAUAGAAAAUAUGAGUGAUUGAUAAUAAUAUUUUAAUAACAUUAAUUUAACCACAAGAAUCAAAACAAUGAUUUUGUAUUUAAAAGAAAAUAUUUGUGUUUUUUUUUAACAAAAUAUAAUUUCAUGAAAAUAGC